UCACUUUAUUCGAACAUACACAGUACACAGUAGAUCUGAGGAGGUGAUAGCUGGUGAUGUUGGACUUCUGAUCAGAAGGUCAUGAGUUCAAAUCACACCACUGCUAAGCCCUUGAGAAAUCCCACUACUGGGCCCUUGAGAAAUCCCACUUCUGGGCCCUUGAGAAAUCCCACUUCUGGGCCCUUGAGAAAGGCCCCUAACCCUCAGUUGUAUGAAUAAGAUAAAUGUAAGUCGCUCUGGAUAAAGAGCUUCUGCCAAAUGCCAUAAACGUAAACGUCUGGCUGAUUGUUUAAGGUAAAAGUCAGUAGAACUGUGACACUAAAAGGACUAAAAACAGUUAAUACACAUCCAUAAGGCAUUAAUAACGGGUAUAUUACACCGGAAAUGUUUCUUAUUUUAUUUAAUUGCACCAGGAGACAACACAGGGAGCAAAACUAAACCCUAUUCAACGUCACGGCCCAUUCCCACAAUGCAUAGCAACACGCAUGCGCACUAUGGACGCCUCUGGCGCCCCGCCCCCCCUGUUCAAUUUAGACAAGGCUCCCCUUAAAGAUGGCGGGCGCCUCCGACCCUCUGGAAGAUAUGCUGUUCUCAGAGGUGGACGAGAAAGCCGUGAGCGACCUGGUGGGCUCGUUGGAGUCGCAGCUCGUCGGCCGAAGCGGAAACAAAGCUGGCGGAGCCAAGCAGCAUCUCGUCGGGAAAUCGUUAGCUUCUCGGGCUAGUACUCCAUCGGAGCAGCAGCAACAACAUCAUCAUCAUCAUUAUCAACAUCAUCACCAUCAUCAUCAUCAUCAUCAUCUCCAACAACAUAAAGCCGGGACGGAGCGAGGUUCGGACCCCAGUGAGAGCACCGCAGCGGCCACGGAGAGCGGCGUGAAGGCGAGUACGAGCGUUUCGCGUUCACACUCCUGCUCCUCCUCCUCCUCCUCCACAUCUCCAUCCCCAUCCUCCUCGUCCUCCUCGCCGUCAUCUAAGAUUCCCGCGCAGGAUGGAGCGGCGUCUUCUCCCGCGGCCGGGCGGAGAGCAGCAGCCGCACCAGCCCCGGGCUCCGUGGAGACGUCGCGGCAUUACGGCACGCGGAAGAAGCGAGGCGGGGGCGCGAGGGGCUCCGCGGCGGCGCGCAACUUGAACGGCGCCGCGACCUGCGCCGCCGGAGUCGCGAGCCCGCCGUCGAGCGCCGCGGCCGCGGUUUCCAUGGCGACGGCGCGCGCCAACCCUACCACGUACACCGUGUCCGGCGCGAGCGGGUCUGUCGCGCUCGACAAGGGGACGCCCACGAUCGCGCUGCAACGACUCCCGAGUCACAUCGUGGCCAGCAUCGCUCAGGGCAGGAACGGCACCAGCGUGUCCGCGCUCAUCCAGCAAGGGAGUGAGAACCACAGCAAGAAAGCCGAGAUCGACCAGGACAAGACCAAAGCAGAUGUGCAGCAGCUUCAGCCUGGGAGUGUAAACUCUGUCCCGAGUGCUGCGUGCAUCACAGCGACUCAGUCUCAACCUCAAACCGUAUCCCAACCUCAAUCCCAAUCCCAUGUAUUAUCUCAACCCCAAUCCCAAUGCCAAACUCAAACGCAAUCCCAUGUAGUAUCCAAACCUCAAUCCCAAUCUCAAUGCCAUACUCAAUCCCAAUCCCAUGCAGUUUCCCAGCCUCAAUCCCAACCUCAAUGCAACUCAAUCCCAAUCCCAUGUAGUUUCCCAGCCUCAAUCCCAACCUCAACCCCAAUCCCAAGUAGUAUCCCAACCUCAAUCCCAAAACAGUCCCAAUCCCAACCUCAAUCCCAAUCAAAAGUAGUAUCCCAACCUCAAUCUCAAACGCAAUCCAUAUCCCAGUCUCAAUCCCAAAGUCAGUCUCAGCCUCAAUCCCAACCCCAAUCCCAAACAGUAACCCAACCUCAAACUCCGCUUCAAUCUCCAUCCCAACUCCAGCCUCAAACUCAAUCCCAGCCACAGCAUCAACCCACGCUUCAACCUCAAACACAAUCCCAACCUCAAACCCAAACGCAGCCCCAAUCUCAACCCCAGCCUCAGCUCCAACCUCAGCCUCGACCCGCAGCUCCACUGCAGAGGAUCACGGCUCCGCAACUCAUCGUCCGACCGCCUCAGCAGCAAGCAACGAUCCAGCUUCCUCCAGGAUUUACAAUUCCGGCAGGCAUGGUAUUAGUGCGGACAGAGCUGGGGCAGUUAAUGAUGGUUCCACAGCAAGCACUGGCUCAAGCCCAGGCCCAGAGCACCCUCUCGCCCCGUCCUGCUGCCCCCACCACCACAGCCACCUUCAGAGUUACCACCCCACAGGCUUCCGUCUCGGUCCCGACCUCUCGGGUGAGUCCAGCUGUUCAGAAUAAAGUGGUUCAGUCGCAAACCCUGAGUCCUGCUCCUCAGACCUGCACUACUUCCUCUUCUACUUCUACUGCUACUAUUACUACAACUUCUACUACUACUACUGCUACAACUACAACCACAACUCCUGCUGUUACUAGGGCGCCGUUAGCAGUGACAACGCCCCAGCAGCACCCUGCAGCUCUGGCCCCUCAGGGGCCCACCCUGGCUCCACCAACCGCAGCUGGCCCUGCUCCUGGAGCAACCGUCAUCUCGCAGGAAAUGCAAGAGAAUGUGAAAAAGUGUAAGAACUUCCUGGCAACGUUGAUCAAACUCGCAUCCCAUAAUUCCCCAUUGCCGGAGACGUCACGCAACGUGAAAGCACUGGUGCAGGACCUUCUGGAUGCCAAAAUUGAGCCGGAAGAAUUCACCAGCCGGCUGCAGACGGAGCUAAAGUCAUCACCACAGCCUUACCUGGUGCCUUUUCUAAAGAAAAGCCUGCCGGCGUUGCGUUUGUCCCUGAUGAAUAGUCAGCAGUCACUCACUCCACAGACUAAGACCACCACAUCUCUAACGGGAACAGUCGCAGGGGCUGUUACUACUGGCAACGCCCCCCGGCAACCCAACAGCACUAUUACACCGCCACAGAAUAUUAAGAGGACAGGGACGAUAGGAGGACAGGUCCGGAUGCCGGUGGUCAUCACACAGACAGUGCGUAUGGCAGGUGCUGUAGGGAAGAGUCCGGUGGUGCAGGUAGGGAAAAGCCCCUCGGCGGUCAGCGUGCAGCUUUCAGGCACUCUGAAGAACAAAGUCAACGAUCCUGGGGGAGGCUCCUAUAGGGACGAUGAUGAUAUCAACGACGUUGCGUCAAUGGCCGGGGUGAACUUGAGUGAGGAGAGUGCUCGUAUCUUAGCAACCAACUCGGAGCUGGUAGGCACGCAGAUCCGUUCGUGCAAAGACGAGGCCUUCCUGCCCACGGGUCUACUGCAUCGGCGCAUACUGGAGAUGGCUAAGAAAUUCGGGGUGACCGAGGUUCCUUUGGAGGCAGUAAACUUCAUCGCUCACGCCACACAGACACGGCUGAGGACGGUGCUGGAGAAAGUGUCCUUCAUUGCCCAGCAUCGCAUGGACUCCAGUAAGGAUGACGAGUGGUACGAGCAGUCGUCAGACGUCCGCUCUCAGCUCAAAUUCUUCGAGCAUUUAGAGCGGCUGGAGAAGCAGAGGAAAGACGAGCAGGAGAGAGAGAUUCUCCUCAAAGCAGCCAAAAGUCGCUCGAGGCAGGAGGACCCAGAGCAGGCUCGUUUGAAGCAGAAGGCAAAAGAGAUGCAGCAGCAGGAACUGGCCCAGAUGAGGCAGAGGGACGCGAACCUCACAGCUCUCGCCGCCAUCGGACCACGCAAAAAACGCAAAGUGGACUCGCCUGGAGGAACAUCAGGCAACGAGGUGUCGGGGAGCUCGGCGGGUUCUCCAGCCUCGUCGCUGUCGUCCUCGCGCCAGUUCCACCGGCAGCGAAUCACGCGCGUGAACCUCAGGGACUUCAUAUUCUACCUGGAGCAGGAGCGAGAGACGAGCCGAUCUCUCCUGCUCUACCGUGCUCUGCUGAAGUAGCUAACAUCCACCGUGUUAACAUUAACCCGACACGAAAUAAACUCAAAGCAACAUGGAAUCGGUAGCCAACCCGCAGCGACCUCCAGCUUCCUCCUGCACACGUGCCUUCAGCCAGGUUUCAGCUCUCCUGCUUCCUGUGGCCCUCAUCACAUCUUCAUCGCUUUAUUUAUUUAUUCCAAAAUUCGACACGGUGAAGACAUUUUUCACAUUUCUUUUCCAUGUCGUCAUAAAAAAACGAUCUUGGAUCGAAAGCUUGUCUAUUUAGGAUGAGUUUGAAAAGAAAAAAAAAAAUCGA
This is a messenger RNA of Silurus meridionalis, 4216 nucleotides long. Its product is annotated as transcription initiation factor TFIID subunit 4-like. Gene Ontology annotation, molecular function: DNA binding; RNA polymerase II general transcription initiation factor activity; protein heterodimerization activity. The record is from RefSeq and is a predicted model, not a curated record. NCBI's taxonomy places the organism in Eukaryota, Metazoa, Chordata, Actinopteri, Siluriformes, Siluridae. Gene Ontology annotation, biological process: DNA-templated transcription; transcription initiation at RNA polymerase II promoter. Gene Ontology annotation, cellular component: transcription factor TFIID complex.